AUGGCACACAUUCCAGAGGUUUUACCCAAAUCGAUACCGAUCCCGGCGUUCAUCGUUACCACCUCAUCGUACCUAUGGUACUACUUCAAUCUGGUGUUGAUUCAGAUCCCGGGAGGCCAAUUCAUCGUUUCGUACAUCAAGAAAUCGCAUCACGACGAUCCAUACAGGACCACGGUCGAGAUAGGGCUUAUCUUGUACGGGAUCAUCUACUAUUUGUCCAAGCCACAACAGAAAAAGAGUCUUCAAGCACAGAAGCCCAACCUAUCGCCCCAGGAAAUCGACGCGCUAAUUGAGGACUGGGAACCCGAGCCGCUAGUCGACCCUUCUGCCACCGAUGAGCAAUCGUGGAGGGUGGCCAAGACACCCGUCACGAUGGAAAUGCCCAUCCAGAACCAUAUCACUAUUACCAGAAACAAGCUGAAGGAGAAGUAUACCGACGUUUUCAACUUGGCCUCGAACAACUUUUUGCAAUUGUCUGCUACAGAGCCUGUGAAAGAGGUGGUCAAGACCACCAUCAAGAAUUACGGUGUGGGCGCUUGCGGGCCUGCUGGUUUCUACGGUAACCAAGACGUCCAUUACACGUUGGAAUACGAUCUAGCGCAGUUCUUUGGCACUCAAGGUGCUGUUCUGUACGGGCAAGACUUUUGUGCCGCUCCCUCUGUUCUACCUGCGUUCACCAAGCGUGGUGAUGUUAUCGUGGCAGAUGACCAAGUAUCGCUAUCAGUGCAGAAUGCUUUGCAACUAAGCAGAUCCACAGUUUACUACUUCAACCAUAACGAUAUGAAUUCGCUAGAAUGCUUGCUAAACGAGCUGACCGAGCAGGAGAAGCUUGAGAAAUUGCCUGCCAUUCCAAGGAAAUUUAUUGUCACUGAAGGUAUUUUCCAUAACUCAGGUGAUUUGGCUCCAUUACCUGAAUUGACCAAGUUAAAGAACAAGUACAAGUUCAGACUGUUCGUUGACGAAACAUUCUCCAUUGGUGUUCUUGGUGCUACGGGCCGUGGGUUAUCAGAACACUUCAACAUGGAUCGCGCCACUGCCAUCGACAUUACUGUCGGAUCCAUGGCCACAGCAUUGGGUUCUACUGGUGGGUUUGUGCUGGGUGACAGUGUUAUGUGUUUGCACCAGCGUAUUGGUUCCAACGCUUAUUGUUUUUCUGCCUGUUUGCCCGCAUACACCGUCACAUCCGUCUCCAAAGUCUUAAAAUUGAUGGACUCGAACAACGACGCCGUGCAGUCGCUGCAGAAACUAUCGAAAUCUUUGCAUGAAUCCUUUGCAUCAGACGACUCCUUGCGUUCAUAUAUCGUUGUCACAUCCUCUCCAGUAUCUGCUGUCCUCCAUUUCCAACUAACUCCAGCAUAUAGGUCUCGCAAGUUCGGAUACACCUGCGAACAACUAUUCGAAACCAUGUCAGCUAUGCAAAAGAAAUCCCAGACAAACAAAUACAUUGAACCAUACGAAGAAGAGGAAAAAUUCUUGCAAUCCAUAGUUGAUCAUGCUCUUAUUAACUAUAACGUACUCAUCACAAGAAAUACUAUUGUUCUGAAACAGGAGACACUACCAAUCGUCCCUAGCUUGAAAAUCAGCUGUAACGCCGCCAUGUCCUCCGAGGAACUCAAAAAUGCUUGCGAAAGUGUCAAGCAGUCCAUCCUUGCCUGUUGCCAAGAAUCUAAUAAAUAA
Molecule: messenger RNA, 1677 nt
Organism: Saccharomyces paradoxus
Lineage: Eukaryota; Fungi; Ascomycota; Saccharomycetes; Saccharomycetales; Saccharomycetaceae
Gene: LCB1
Product: serine C-palmitoyltransferase LCB1
Exons: 1
Coding region: 1-1677 (558 amino acids)
Biological process (GO): sphingosine biosynthetic process; ceramide biosynthetic process
Cellular component (GO): endoplasmic reticulum
Molecular function (GO): pyridoxal phosphate binding; serine C-palmitoyltransferase activity
Source: RefSeq, a predicted model, not a curated record